AUGACUGUCGGCUCCGCCUGUGUGGCUUCGGCCCUGAGCGAGGUCGCCACCUACUACGGCCAAGGAGCAUACCAACCUCGUCUAAGCACCUUUUGCUCUGAGACCUCGCUGGAUAUUAUUAAUGUUGGCUUUGUUAAUGUAUUCCCCGAUGUGGGAUUGGGCGGAUGGCCCCAAACAAACUUUGGAAAUCAAUGUGAUGGGAGUGUUUAUGUGAAUGACGGCACGGAUACUGGCCUGCUUUUCAAUUGCCACCAGAUUAUGGAAGACAUUCCCUUGUGCCAGGCCGCCGGAAAGAAAGUUUUCUUGUCAUUGGGUGGCAGUUAUCCCGGAUGGGGCCAGGUCAUCGCGAGUGAACCUUCGGCAGUUGCUUUUGCUGACUGGAUCUGGGGUGCUUUUGGUCCGGUCGACUCGAAAUGGACCGCUUUAGACCUUCCCCGUCCUUUUGGUGAUGUAGUUUUUGAUGGUUUCGACUUUGAUAUUGAAUGGGGCAAUGGAUUUGGUUAUGGAUACAUGGCAAGUCAGCUGCGUCAGAAUUUUGACACCUAUCAGGACAACAAUCCAGGCUCCAAGGACUUUUACCUUUCUGCUGCUCCUCAGUGUUAUGUUCCAGGCAACCUUUUGACUUCUGCCAUUAGCUACGCUGCUUUUGAUUACAUCUGGAUUCAAUUUUAUAACAACCCAUCUUGCUCAGCCAAUGUCUACGCGAAUGGUGGUGUAGGAUUCAAUUUCGAUGAAUGGGUUUCUAUCGUCAAAAGCGGCGCCAGCUCCAAUGCUAAGAUUUUUGUUGGUCUGCCUGCGGAAGAGUCAGAGGCUAAUCCUGGUUAUUACAUUGGCUCCAGUAGCAUUAAGCCUCUCGUCCAUGAGUACAUGAACAAGUACCCCAAGAACUUUGGUGGAAUCAUGCUGUGGGAAGCUACUGGGUCAUUGAACAACACAGACUCUAAGGGACAUGUGUUUUCUGACAGUGUGAAGAGUAUACUGGUGGAUGCUGCGGAUACCUUGUGUCCUCCACCACCUCCUCCUACUACUACCUCAACAACUGUGUCUUCUACUACUUCAACGUCCACUUCAACUACUAGCAGCUCAUCAACCACCACCACCACGACUACUACGACGACGACUUCUACUUCGACAACUUCUACGUCGACUUCUACGUCGACUUCUACUUCGGCAAGUUCUACGUCCACUUCUGUCGUGACUCCUACGCCAACGCCAACGCCGACACCCAGUACUACUGCUUCGUCAACAACAUCCCAGUCGUCAACCACGAGUACUUCGGUUACCACCCCAACAGUCAAGCCCACUUCCACGCCGACACCGUCAUCUCACCCUGUGCAAACCCCGUCCGCAAGCGCUUCGACUUCAGCCGUUUCUUCAGCGUCCUCGUCCAGCGCUGUUAUCCCAACUACUCGGUCUUCUACACCUGCUGUCCCCUCGUCAAGUGCUGUCGUCCCAACUACUCGGCCUUGCACUUCGACGCACUCUUCAGUUGCCUCGUCUAGUGCUGUCAUCCCGACAACUCGACCUUCUACACCCGUUGGCUCGUCCAGUGCCGUCGUCCCAACUACUCGACCUUGCACAACGACCCCAUCUUCAGUAGCCUCAUCCACUGCCGUUAUCCCGACUUCAUCAAGCGCUGUAGUCCCGCCCGUUUCGGGCACGUCAAAACCAACUACAACGCCAUGCUCUACUGGAACUCAGUCUACAAGUACCACCUCCAUUUCCGGGACUCAGUCCUCUGGUUCGUCCGGGCCCACCACGGCGCCUACAACCACCGGCACUCAAUCCACGUCGGCACCGACCCAGUCACAAGGUUCUUCGACCACAUCCUUGACAAGCGCACACACCACCGGCUCCUCAGGCCCAGGAUCUGGCACCACCACUGGUUCAAUUACAUCUGCGCCUUCAGGGAUCACUACCACUGUCUCUGCUACCAGAACUGAAUCCUCGUCGUCGACCACCACGGUUGUGACCACCACCUUCAUCUAUAUUUGCCCCACUGGAUUGGCUACGAGCACCAUCACCUAUACUGAGACUUACUGCCCGUGCACUGCCACCGGGCGUCCUUCGACUGAGCUCCCCACCGGUUGGAGUACUACCGUCACUGUCUGCACUGUCUGCGGGCCAAAGCCUACCACUGUGACGUUGACUGUUCCACCGGCGGUUAGUGCAACGGCGACAACUGUUCCGGGUGGCUCUGGCUCUGGCUCUGGUUCUGGUUCUGGCUCUGGUUCUGGUUCUGGCUCUGGUUCUGGUUCUGGCUCUGGUUCUGGUUCUGGCUCUGGCUCUGGUUCUGGCUCAGGCUCUGGUUCUGGCUCAGGCUCAGGCUCCGGAUCAGGCUCAGGUCAAUCCCAGCCUGGUAGCGGCAUCUACACGACAGUCCCCGGCGUCGCCCACCCCAGCGGCCGACUCCCAUCGUCCACCCUCGCCGUAUCUGUCACGUACACUCCUCCCGUGCCGAGCGCCACCAAGACCGGAGUCAACCCAGUCUACACCGGCGCAGCGGGUCGCAUUGAGCUGACCUCCUUCGGAAUAUUUGCUUCUCUAGCCUGUCUCCUAGCUCUCCUAUAG
Molecule: messenger RNA, 2571 nt
Organism: Talaromyces proteolyticus
Lineage: Eukaryota; Fungi; Ascomycota; Eurotiomycetes; Eurotiales; Trichocomaceae
Product: glycoside hydrolase superfamily
Exons: 3
Coding region: 1-2571 (856 amino acids)
Biological process (GO): carbohydrate metabolic process
Cellular component (GO): extracellular region
Molecular function (GO): chitinase activity
Source: RefSeq, a predicted model, not a curated record